ACGGUCAUUCCUGUGUUUUUUUUCUGUGUUUUGCAAUUAUCUGUUUUACACUUAUAUUCCUAUUAAAAUUUUCCGUUUUUCUUAUUCCUACGUCUUCUCAAAUUGUUGCACAAUGAGAAAACGCUACUAAUAUUUUUUAUACGUUUAUGCUGUACCAACCCAAUCAUAUGUUCAUUAUUUUAGUAUGAUAACCAGGAAUCGUCGAACCUCAGCGAAAAAAACCUGUUCAUCAUCAGCUCGAGUGUUCAACGACCUUUGCCCUCCAUCCCAAAAUCUCACCGGCACCAGCAAAGGCAGCCAUGGAUCCAGCCACCACCGAGCUGCGGUUCGACACGCCGCUCCUCCGCAUCUACAACGACGGCCGCGUGGAGCGCCUCUUCGGCACGGAAACCACACCGGCGGGCUUCGACGGCGCCACCGGGGUCACCUCCAAGGACGUCGUCAUCGACGACGCCACCGGCGUCUCUGCCCGCCUCUACAUCCCCGACCUCCCCGCCUCCGGCCCCGGUCAUCACCGCAAGAAGCUACCCAUCGUCGUCUACUUCCACGGCGGCGGCAUGGUCCUCGACUCGGCCGCCUCCCCGACGUACCACAGGUACCUCAACUCCCUCGUCUCCAAGGCCGGCGCCCUCGCCGUGUCCGUCAACUACCGGCUUGCCCCGGAGCACCCGCUUCCGGCGGCGUACGACGACGCCUGGGCCGCACUCAGCUGGACCGCGUCAGCUGCCGACCCAUGGCUGUCGGAGCACGGUGACGUCGGCCGUGUCUUCUUGGCCGGUGACAGCGGCGGCGCCAACGUCGUCCACAACGUAGCAAUCAUGGCCGGCGCCGGCCAAUCUAGCCUACCCCCAGGAGCAACAGUGGAAGGUGUGAUCAUACUGCAUCCCAUGUUUUCCGGCAAGGAGCCGAUCGACGGCGAGAACGCGGAGACGAGGGAGCUGACGGAGAAGCUCUGGCCCCUGAUAUGUGCAGACGCAGAGGCUGGGCUCGAUGACCCGAGGCUGAACCCCAUGGCAGAAGGAGCUCCGAGCUUGCAGAAGCUGGGAUGCCGGAAGCUGCUCGUCUGCUCGGCCGAGAGCGACAUUGUGCUGGCGAGGGCGGCGGCGUACUACCAGGCAGUGAUGGCGAGCGGGUGGCCCGGCAUGGCUGAGUGGCUGGAGUCCAAGGGAGAGGAGCACGUGUUCUUCCUCAACAAGCCGGAUUGCGAGGAGUCUGUGGCGCUCAUGGACAGGGUAGUCGCCUUCCUCGCGGGUAAUUGAUGAAAGGGAUCGGAUGAAAUCAAAACUGUUCUUGCUUAUCGCAAGCACAUAAAUUUGAUCGUGAAUAAUGGGAGAUUGGGGGGAGAAAGGGAUGGGAUUUUCCUCUUGUUCUCUGCAACCACUAGUUCAAGAAAGAUGCGCUAAAUCGGAUCAAGUUCAGGCUUUGUUAGCUGUGGUUGUUAAGCUCUAAGAUGAAAUUCAUGAGGUGUUUAAUAGAAGGUGAAACUGAAAGCGUGUACUGGGUAUGAUGAUUUAUUGUGAGGUAAGUUCGGUGUGAAAUAUGGAACAUGAUUUAACUGUAUUCGCUAUUCUUGAAUAAAUCAUGCUCAGUAAACAAA
Molecule: messenger RNA, 1597 nt
Organism: Oryza sativa Japonica Group (Japanese rice)
Lineage: Eukaryota; Viridiplantae; Streptophyta; Magnoliopsida; Poales; Poaceae
Product: tuliposide A-converting enzyme 1, chloroplastic
Molecular function (GO): hydrolase activity
Source: RefSeq, a predicted model, not a curated record